Molecule: messenger RNA, 3224 nt
Organism: Episyrphus balteatus (marmalade hoverfly)
Lineage: Eukaryota; Metazoa; Arthropoda; Insecta; Diptera; Syrphidae
Product: serologically defined colon cancer antigen 8 homolog
Exons: 8
Coding region: 20-3211 (1063 amino acids)
Biological process (GO): neuron migration; centrosome cycle; tube formation
Cellular component (GO): centriole; centrosome
Source: RefSeq, a predicted model, not a curated record
GUUGUUUUUGAAUUGGAAAAUGAAAAGUGGAAGUUAUUUUAAUGGUUCAUUGAAUACUCUUAACAAUAGUGAACGAUCAAAAAAUUUAAGUGCAUUUAAUAAACUAUCAACUAAAAUAUCGUUCAAUAACAACAACAACAACACAGACGGAUAUUCAGAUCGUGAAAGUGUUGCCAGUAGUGCACGUGGAAAACGUACAAGAUCAAGAGUCGUACCUAUGAAGGCUUCAAAAAAUAUUUCCAAAAAGACAAAAACAAUGGAUUACACGAACUAUGCCUACAAUGAAGCUGUAGGUCGUUUAAAAUUAAUGUUAGCUGAUUCUUAUGCUCCUUUAAAGACCUCGUCAUCAUACAUGAGAAAUAUUAAUGAUGAUUCGGACAAUUUCUCAGAUAACCUUUCGGUUGUUGAACGACCUGUUAUGUCUGAGAUUUCAAAAUACCUAUCAACGAGUUACAAAAAUCCAAGGACCUCGUAUCGCAGCAAGUAUAAAAGUUUCCAACCAUCAUCAGUUUCGAAAGAGAAUUUAACAACCACUACUACGCAUUACACUCCCACUCCCAUUCAGGAUUAUGCGGUGUCUUCAGCUCAGCCAGAUACGAACAUAGUUCAGGCUCCAGCAGAAAUAUUUAAUUUCAUCGAAAAGCAGGAGGAUUACAUCGAACAACUUGAAAAAGAGUCAAAGUUUUGUAGGAAUGAACUUUCAAACCUACUUGGCAAAGUGAAGGACGUAAUAAGUGAAAACGAAGCUUUAACUGAUAACGCUCGAUCGGAACUUGCUGGACUUGGUGAGAAAGUAAGCGCAUCUUCGGAAAGCGAAGACAACCUUCGAUAUUGUAAAUCACCAAAAAAACGAGAGAAGGCCUCUCCGAGAUAUUCCGGGGGCCCAAGCAUUGUUUAUGAAUCGAAAAUCAGUCAAUUGGAAGCCGAGUUAGCUCAAUCAAAUAUCGAUCUUCGAAAAGUACGCGGCGAAAAUGAAGAUUUGAAGAGAAAAUUAUCCUAUCCAGUUGGUGGUACGCUGUCUAGUUCCCUGAAUUGUGAAACACAUCGAAAGCAAAUUGAAACCUUACAAAUGGAUAAAGUCGCAUUGGAAGAAAAUAUUCGUCAAUUGCAAAAGACCAUCGAUGAAAUGAAAGCUUCCAAUCUUUAUGGAUCAUCAAAGCGAUACGCAAAUGAUUUGGAACGUUCUCAUUCUGAACUGGAAAUCAAGCAUUUAAGAGAAGAACUUGAUCGACAGCAUGAACGAGUUCGAGAACUUCAACACGAAAUGGCACGGAGAAUAUCGGAUGAACGAGCUAAUGCUGAACGUAGGUACAACAAUCAGGUAGAUCAGCUGGGCGGUGAUUUAUCGACGCAAUGGGAUCAAGUAACGAAACUUCAACUGGACUUGGAAAGACAAAAACGACUGGAAUCGGAUUUAAAACGGGAUCUAUCUCAAAGGAAUGCGCAAAUUGAUGAAUUAAAAAUGGAAUUAAAGGCAAAUCGAACUUCAUUUUUGUCGGACAUAGCUCAAGUGAGUGCAGAAAAGCAAUCACUUGAACAAGAAAUUACAUCAUUGCGACUUCAAUUGGACCGUUCGGAAAGGCAAGGAAAAGUUGAGACAUCUCGGCUUACAGCUGAGAUAAGUUCUUUGAGGCAACGAUUGGAUCGAGCUGAUGCAGAUUUGUUGCAUUCGAAAAGAGAAGUUCUUCGACUUAAUGAUGAAAUAGCGAAUUUGGAAAAGGAGUUGGCAUAUGGUGAAAUGAAAAAUGAAAUUCGUCCUACUAAAAAGGAUCUGGAUAAGCGUAUUUCUGAAAUACAAGAAAAACAUGCCGACACUGUUGUCGAACUUGAAGAAAUGAUACAAAGCCAGAAGCAACUCAUGGAUAAACUAACUACCGAAUGUAAAACUUUGACCAAAAAACUAGAGGACACAACAUUAAAAAAUAAUGAAGAAAAAAACCAAUUGCGUCACACAAAUGAGAUGUUAAUGGAUCGUUUGCGACAAAUUUGGGCCAGCUAUAAAGAGCUGAAUCUUAAAAAUGUUUGCAGGUCAAGUGACGAUGCAAGUGAUGUAGAUUCUUGUCGAGGGGAGCAAUUGAAAAAUUUACAAAUUCAACAACAGCACCACUUGAGUAUAAACCUUCCUACAGCACCGAAAGCCGAGCCGCUUUGGACUCCGAAAUCAUAUCAUCCCCUCCAACCACAAAGAAACCAUCACCUUACAGCUAUGAAAGUUCCAUUAAUCCCGCUCAAGUCUCGGACGACUACCUUAGUACCGAGCCAAAAAAGUCUCUCAUUGAGCCCAGAACAACAACAACAACAAACUACGAGUCCACCCUCGGAAACUAUGACUAUGGCGACGAUGAAAACCAAAAAGACAGUCUUGGUGAGGGAGAAAAGCAUCGCAACGGAGGAGACAUUCAACCCACAAAUGACUACUCAGCCAAAUCCUCUAUUAUUGACCAAUCUGCAAAGCCAUUAUCCACAGACACUAAGCAGUUCGACAAAGAUGAUUACCAAGUUGGAGAUCCAGCCAACCAAUUAUAUGCCCCUGAAUCAGCAAAUCCAGCAACAGACUACAGUACAGAAUAUACCGGCUACGACGGAUACGAGCAGCAACCCUAUACUGGAACCGGUUACGACCAAACCUAUGACAGACAAUACGAUGGAACUCAGGCAUAUGAAGGAACCCCUCUCGAUCAAUACGACGGAAGUCAACAACAGUACGACACCAACCAAUAUGGAGACUAUGGAGCUCAAGACUACGAGCAGCCCUACCAAUCCCAAUACGAGUCGACACUUCCAACUGACGUCCAAGCACCAUCCGAAAUUAGCGAACCCACAACAGAGCUUCCACCAGUCAAGUCCAGUCCGCCAGUACCGACCAGCACCAGUGCAGGAAUCACCCCGGUCACUGGCACUCGCCCGUCAACGGAGAGCCGCACUCAACCGCGACCGGGCAAUAGCACUUUGGGGACAGCAGGUGCAGGAACAAAUGCAGGGAACAAGCUCGCAACUCCUUUGUCGCAACAGCCUGCCGCGACAGCUAAAGGAUUAUCAGGUGGAAGAAAAGACUAGUAGCGCUGAGGAAAUGAUUGAUCCUCUCGAUUUGGAAUUUUGUGUGAGUAGUCCCAGUUUAUUUGAACGUUCAUGUGCUUCCUCCGACUCUGCGGGAUCUGAUUCGACCGAAAUGAGUGCAUCGCCGAGAACAGCCAUUCAGAAAAUAACUUGAAUUAUUUUGAAAA